AUGUUGAAUUAUGGAACUGAAACCAAUUCAUAUGAGAACGACAAUAACUUUCAUCAGAAUUAUAGACGAAGAAAUUCUCAACUUUAUACAAAACGACAAUGGCAAAGUGCAUUUUGCCCACCAACUAAUAUUGAUAUUCAACAAACAAUGAUAUCAUUAGCACAACAACAAUUAUUUGAACAAUGUCAAUCACUUGAUGGAACACAACAAUCACAAUAUUAUCCUGAACAAACAAUUCUACCAUUACCACAGAAUGUUGAUAUGAGUAUGAUACAAACACCUUAUACUCAAUUGCCAGUUUUAUUACACGAACAACACGAUAUUUCUAAUGCAUAUGCUUCAGUAAAUCAACAAUGUCAUUCUCAUUCAUCAACUGUUCCUUUAACAAUAAGUAAUUUACAAGAAGAUCAAACAUUAAAAGAAACUGUUGAAGUUGAUUCUUUAUCAUCAUCAACAAAUACAAAUCUAAAUGAAAAAUCUAUUUCGAAUAAAACACAAGUAACGGUUAAUGAAUCAAUAUCAGUAACAGAUAAUCCAGAAAUCAAAACAACAACUUCAUUUAUUUAUGAUUUAAAAAAAUAUAAAUAUGAUUAUUUUUUAUCUAAACUUUCAUGUUCUUCUAAUCAUGACUAUGGAAAAUUCGGUUUACCAACAGGUAUUUGUACUUUACCUGAUGAUCGUUUAUUAGUUGCAAAUUUCGAUCAUGAUUCACUUUUACUUAUUGAUAUAAAUGGUAUUGUUCAUCAAAUAUAUAAAGAUUUACCAACACCAAAAGAUGUUCGAUAUUAUUCAUCAAAUCCAUUACAAGCUAUUGUUGCUACCAAAAAAGAAGUUAUUAUUUUAGAUUUAGAAAAAAGUCAAAUUGUUGUAAAAAGUAAACUUAAAGGAUUUUAUCCAUGGAAUAUUCAAUAUAUUCAAGAACAAAAUACUAUUUCAGCAUGUGAUCCAUCAGGUGAACGUAUUGUUUUCUUCAAUAAAGAUCUAGCUUGCAUUGGUGAGUGGUCAUUUAACAAUGCAAAUCAGCAAGCUCUGUGUCAUUUAAAAUCACAGCCUUAUAACAAAGUCUAUCCUUAUGCAGCAUAUCUUUUACCUGAUAAUACAUCAUUUAUAUUAAAAUGUUGUGACGAUAAAUUUCAAAUUGAAAAAUUGAAUCCUAUUGGACAAACGUCAGAAAUAAUUUUAAAUAUACCUUCAACAUUAAAAUCAUAUUCAAUUUAUGUUGAUAGUACAAGACAAUGUUUAAUACCUGAUAAAGUUAAUCAUUGUUUAGUUUCAAUUGAUAAGGAUUCAAUAGUUGAACAAUAUAAAUUUACGUCUAUUCAAGAACCAUAUUCAAUGACAUUUUUAUCAACUGGAACAUUAUGUAUUACAGAUCAUAAUAAAUCAUGUGGCACUAAUGGUGGAAUAUCAGUUAUUAGUGAAAUCAAUUUAAAAAGCAAUCAAUGA
Messenger RNA from Rotaria sordida, 1446 nucleotides. Lineage: Eukaryota; Metazoa; Rotifera; Eurotatoria; Philodinida; Philodinidae. The record is from the annotation of a GenBank genome assembly.